Messenger RNA from Sinocyclocheilus rhinocerous, 720 nucleotides. RefSeq names its product toll/interleukin-1 receptor domain-containing adapter protein-like. Gene Ontology annotation, cellular component: plasma membrane; cytoplasm. The record is from RefSeq and is a predicted model, not a curated record. NCBI's taxonomy places the organism in Eukaryota, Metazoa, Chordata, Actinopteri, Cypriniformes, Cyprinidae. Gene Ontology annotation, biological process: positive regulation of chemokine (C-X-C motif) ligand 2 production; positive regulation of tumor necrosis factor production; toll-like receptor 4 signaling pathway. The transcript has 3 exons. Gene Ontology annotation, molecular function: Toll-like receptor 4 binding; Toll-like receptor 2 binding. Bases 19 to 705 code for a protein of 228 amino acids.
UUGAAAGGAUGGAGAAGAAUGGAGGAAAACCACAUGAGCAGCAUUAUGGGCUGGUUUCGUCAGCGCUUUGGAAAACAAAGAAAUGAUUUGGACCAAGUCCAACCAGGUAAAUGUUCUCAGACGUGCCCCUCCGGACACUCCAACACCAGCAGCUCCUCCUCUUCCUCCUCCUCUUCCUCCAUUUCAGCCAAGCCGUCAGCCUCAGAUCAGCCUCUGCCCUCCGUGCUCUCCUCCCCCUUCCGCUCCUCUCUCAGAUAUGAUGUUUUCGUGUGUCACAAUGAUGAGGACAGUGAUCUAGCACAGAGUCUGGCCUCGUUCCUAGAGGCCCCGUCUAACGGUCUGCGCUGUUACCUGCAGGAGCGGGACUGUCCCGCAGGAGGCGCUGUGUCCACUGAGCUGCUGCAGGCCGUGCAGGACAGUCACUGCUGGCUGUUACUCGUCACUCCAAACUUUGUGAAGGAUGACUGGUGCUCGUAUCAGAUGCACCAGGUCCUGUCUGAAGGGCCCAUGUCACAGAGGAUCAUCCCGGCUGUAGUAAACAUGCCCAGAUCACAGCUCCCGCUCGAACUGCGCUUCCUUUUUACUGUGGAUCUGAACACGAACAAAGAAUUCGGCUACACUCUAGUCUACAAGACGGUACUUCAUUAUUUGAAGGACAUGUCUGAGAAGGAAAAGCCCAGCAGUGCGUCUCAGUCUGACGGCUGAGAACAGACUACCAAC